AUCAAAAGAAAGCAAUGGAGUAGAAGUAGUAAUUUGCAAAAGGAAUGGAGGAUUUUGCGAAGAAGGUGUCCAUAUCAGAACCAGAGACCGCCGCCAAAUCCAUAAAUAUGGAGACUCAAGCUGAAGAGAAUCAGGAAAAAGGCUCAAAAUUCAACACCACCAACGAAGCAAUUCUAGGGUUGCUCCGCAGAUUCCUCGCUGUUCAGCAGCGCCGCGCCAUCGCUUAUGCCCGCCUCAAACGGGGUUUUGAAGAUUAUAGGGUAUCAGGAGGUGAAUUAGCUUUUCAGCAGCUUUGCAGUGAGAUUACUCUCGAGUUUAAUGAUUGUUCAAAGCAGGUGCUUGAAAUGGAAUCGGUAUUCACAAGUCCUGCUUAUUGCAGAGAGGAUCUGGCUGGCUUGCUGAGAUCGGUUCAAGUCAAAGAAAAGGAGAAAUUGAAUUUAACAGCUACAAUUCAAGUGCUGAAGAAGGCUGGUCGACCCUCAGAACGCUUGGUAAGCCAUGAGAAUUGCAGAUUUACUCAGUCGACAGGACACGAAUGCAUGCACAUCCAGCAAAUAACUGAGGAAUCUGGAACUGAAGAAGCUGAGGCUGAUUCUGAAUACGAUAAUGCCCUCAAGGAAGCUGUUCAAGGCAUGCAAGGUGCAGUCACUUCUAUAAACGAAUACUUGGAAGAGGUCAGGUAUGAGAUUGCAGCACUUGAAGACGAAUAACACUGUUUUGGUGGUGUAAGUGCAGUGGCCCUUACGCAGAAUGCUUUUCCUGGGGACUUAAAUAGUUGAAAGCUGCCUUAAUGAUCCUAAUCCAUCAGUGAUCAUCUCAGUUUAAUUAUUUAAAUUAUUGGUAGAAGGUUAGAACUUGGAAGAAUAUUGAAUAUACACAAUUCGAUGCAUGCAGAUGGAGUAUAACUAGUGGUAGAUGAUUUUGGCCUUCGAAAUAUCAACUUUUGUCUGGAAUAUCAAUAGUGUAACUGUUUAAAAAUGUCUAUCCAUCUUUAUAGAAA
Messenger RNA from Salvia hispanica, 1000 nucleotides. Its product is annotated as DNA repair REX1-B protein. NCBI's taxonomy places the organism in Eukaryota, Viridiplantae, Streptophyta, Magnoliopsida, Lamiales, Lamiaceae. The record is from RefSeq and is a predicted model, not a curated record.